AUAACCUUAUAACAAAACAAUCUCGAUUCUCUCGACGUAGGGGUUUACCCAAUCAGCAGUUUAGCGUUUGACGCAAUGAAUCACAAAUGACAUCAUUACGAAUGAAACAACAAUCUUCUUGCUUUUAAUCGACGAAUAGUAUCACACUAUGAAAUGAUUUAGCUAAUUAUACGUCGUUGUGUGAAUAUAAAUUACGUUAAAUAACAAAAAUGUUUAAAACUAUGUCGUCUAAAAGUUUCUGUUGUGUAUUAGAUGAUGACAGGCUUUGACAGAAGAACAAAGAAGUAUUUCUUCAAAAUGAUCGCAUCAGAGAUUGGUUCAACGAAUAAUGCUGAAACUAUUCAAAUAACUGGAGAAAAAGUGCCUCUUAUCAGAAAUAGGGGCGUUUUUCAUAGACUAGGUAAUUUGCUCCGGUUUAGAAAACCAUCAAAUGAAGAUCGAGAUGGAUACGUUGAAUUCAGUACUUUGGCUACUGACAGCAGUCGAACACUUGGAACAUUUGCUGGUGUAUUUAGUCCUGUAACUCUAUCUAUGUUUAGUGCCUUAAUAUUUAUACGAAUGGGAUAUAUUGUUGGAAAUGCAGGACUUUUAGUUACUUUAACACAGUUUAUAAUCGCUUAUGGAAUUUUAGUCUUUACUGUAUCAUCUGUCUGUGCUAUUUCAACCAAUGGAGCAGUUGAAGGAGGUGGUGCUUAUUUUAUGAUAAGUAGAACAUUAGGUCCAGAAUUUGGUGGAUCUAUUGGGACUUUAUUUUUUAUGGCAAAUGUAGUAUCAAGUGCUCUUUGCAUCUCUGGAUGCGCAGAAGGUCUGAUUGAAAAUUUUGGGCCAUCUGGUUAUUUAGUGGGAGAACAUGCACUGAUCCCUGAUGGAAGAUGGUGGCGAUUUUUAUAUUGUUCUGUUCUCAACACAGCAAACCUUCUUGUUUGUUUAAUUGGAGCAGCUAUGUUUGCCAAAACUAGUGUUGCUAUUUUAGCUAUUGUUUGUAUUUGUCUUGGAAGUGUUUUCAUAAGUUUUUUAGUAAAAGGAGAAAUGGAGGUAGCAAUCCCAGAUGCAAAUUCUAUUGUACAAAAUUCAACUUACCAUGUUAACGGAAGUUAUACUGGUCUUUCUACAGCUACUUUGAUUAGUAAUUUAUAUUCAAAUUAUAGUAUUGAUUAUACAAGCCAUGGAAUUGUUAGUGAUUUUGCUAGUGUCUUUGGAGUAUUGUUCAGUGGUGUUACCGGUAUAAUGGCGGGAGCAAAUAUGAGUGGAGAAUUGAAAAAUCCAGGACAAAACAUUCCACGAGGAACUCUUUCAGCAGUCUUAUUUACAUUCAUCUGUUAUAUUUUUCUAUCCAUUCUCACAGCUGCAACAACAAGUCGAUUCCUUCUUCAAAACAAUUUUAUUUACAUGAUGCCCAUUAAUAUUUGGCCACCUUUUGUCGCAGUUGGAAUUUUAACAGCUACAUUUAGUGCUGGUUUGAGUAAUUUAAUUGGAUCUAGUAGAGUAUUGGAAGCUCUUGCUAAAGAUAAUGUGUUUGGGUCUUUAUUAAAUUUUAUUAUAAAAGCUACAUGGAGAGGAAAUCCAAUUGGAGCUGUUUUAACAUCUUGGACUUUGGUUCAAAUAAUUUUACUUAUUGGUUCACUGAAUACAAUUGCUCAAAUAAAUUCAGUUCUUUUUUUACUUAGUUAUCUAGCUACUAAUUUAGCAUGCCUUGGAUUGGAAUUAGCUAGUGCGCCAAACUUUAGACCAACAUUCAAUUACUUCACAUGGCACACAGCAACAAUAGGUCUUGUUGGAACACUUGUCAUGAUGUUUGUUAUAAACAGCAUUUAUGCAUCAAGCAGUAUUAUAUUAUGCCUCAUAUUAGUGAUCGUACUUCAUUUAUUUUCUCCAAGCAAAAAUGCAGCAUGGGGAAGUAUAUCACAGGCUUUGAUUUUCCAUCAAGUUCGAAAAUAUUUACUGAUGUUAGAUUCUCGAAAAGAUCACGUUAAAUUCUGGCGACCACAAAUACUUUUAAUGGUUGCCUCGCCAAGGUCAGCUUGUCCAUUGAUAGAUUUUAUUAAUGAUUUGAAGAAAGGAGGUCUAUAUGUUAUUGGUCAUGUAAAAGUCGGCGAAUUUUCCGGUAAAGUUGAUCCAACUAUCGAGGAAUAUCCUCAUUGGCUCAGUCUUGUAGAUCAUAUGAAAGUGAAAGCUUUCAUUGAACUGACAGUUACUAGAACAGUAAGAGAAGGCCUUCACCAUUUGAUCAGACUAUCUGGAAUGGGAGCCAUGAAACCUAACACAAUUGUUCUUGGUUUUUAUGAUGAUGAAGCACCUAAAGACUUUUUCCAAAACUCUCAGUAUGCAACAACAAUGUUUGAAAAUGUUACAACAUAUGCAAAUGGAAAAGUUUUUCCACUCAGACAAUCUAACACUGAUAAAACCGUUGAUGAACUACAAUAUGUUGAAAUGUGCCAGGACGUUCUGAAUAUGAAAAAAAAUUUAUGUCUCUGUCGCAAUUUCCAUAUUUUAGACAAGUCUCAAUUGACCAAGAACUCAAAUUUCAAAUAUAUUGACGUGUGGCCUGUAAACUUUUUCCAACCUUCAGAUCAAGAUCCUUUUGAUACGACUUCUUUAUUUAUGUUACAAUUAGCAUGCAUUAUCAAUAUGGUACCCAACUGGAAAAACUUGCAUCUUCGCGUUUUUCAUUGCGAAGUAACAAAGAGCAGUAGUUCCAGCCUAAAUAUUUCAGAAUCACGCAGUUCAAUUAAUGAAUGUCCAAGAAUUACAAAUGAGCAUAAAUUAAGGAAUUUAUUGAAUAUGCUACGUAUAUCCGCAUCUAUAACGAAAAUACCAGAUUGGAGCGAACAAAUUGGAGAGCUUAAUGGUCGAUCAUUACUGGAGAGUAAAGCUGAAAGUUCAUUUGAAUCAGGUGUUGAUACUGUAGAAAAUACAUUGAGCAAUGUAUCAAGAGCUUAUAUUUUAAACGUUAAUAAGUUAAUUAGACAGUACUGCACACAAACAGCCGCCGUAUUUAUAUAUUUACCAGCGCCACCUUUGUUCAACACAUGGGACAAGGAUAAUUUACGGAGGCAAUAUCUUCAACUUUUAACCGAACUAACGGCAGACUUGCCCCCAACUUUGUUAGUUCACGGCGUUAGCGCUGUUACGUCAACAACUCUUUAACAUUUAAAGAAACAGAAAAAUUAAUAAAAAUUUUUGUUGCUAUUAAUAGACGGAUAAUAAGAGUUCAUAGAAUAAUAGAAGAUUUUUAUUGAUAUAUUUUUUAAAAUGCUUAUAAUUUUCGCUAAAGUUCAUAAAAAGAAUUAUAUUUCAUUCACUUAUUUUUUUUCAAAAGUGAUUUUAAAUAAUUCAAUGAUUUGAUCUAGAUUAUCGGUGGUAUUAAAAAAAAAAAAAAAGAAAAAAACAGAAUCAGAGAAACUAAGUAUUCUUACUUGCAGUGAAAGAAUUUUAUUAUAUGUUCUUCUUAGAAAAUCUGUCAAAGACUGCCACAUUAGUGAAGAGAAUUUGAUAAAUUUUAUAUGGUAAAAUAUUUACAAAAAAGGAAAAACUUGCUGCCCUCUAAUUGACUAAAAGAAAACUUUGAGAAAUAAAAGUUCAUGGUACUUCCGUUAACUGCUCAAAAUAAAAUGUUUAAUGUUCAUUAUAUUCAAGAAAUUAUACCGUUGUUAAAAAAAGGGCGAGCUGUUUUUUCUCUUUAUCAUAAGUAUUAUUUUCUGAGGAUAUUGUUGAUUUUGUGAUUAUUAAGAUGUAUAAUAUUAUAACCAGUGAUUAAAUACUUCUUCAGUUGGUUUAAGUAAAUGAAUUGGAAAAUGGUGCAACUUAUUUGAA
This is a messenger RNA of Nasonia vitripennis (jewel wasp), 3813 nucleotides long. RefSeq names its product solute carrier family 12 member 9. Gene Ontology annotation, cellular component: membrane. The transcript is spliced from 9 exons. Bases 253 to 3147 code for a protein of 964 amino acids. Gene Ontology annotation, biological process: potassium ion homeostasis; chloride transmembrane transport; chloride ion homeostasis. Gene Ontology annotation, molecular function: potassium:chloride symporter activity. The record is from RefSeq and is a predicted model, not a curated record. Lineage: Eukaryota; Metazoa; Arthropoda; Insecta; Hymenoptera; Pteromalidae.